This is a messenger RNA of Monomorium pharaonis (pharaoh ant), 5682 nucleotides long. It is a transcript of the gene NFRKB, whose product is annotated as nuclear factor related to kappa-B-binding protein. Gene Ontology annotation, cellular component: Ino80 complex. The transcript is spliced from 15 exons. NCBI's taxonomy places the organism in Eukaryota, Metazoa, Arthropoda, Insecta, Hymenoptera, Formicidae. The record is from RefSeq and is a predicted model, not a curated record. Gene Ontology annotation, molecular function: protease binding. Bases 356 to 4966 code for a protein of 1536 amino acids.
GCUACUGUAUAUACUGUGGUUAAUGCGCUCGAUGCGUGAAACGGAACGGACCCCUAGUCUUCAUAUUUGUUGUCAUCGUAUUUAAUGUCAUGAUAAAAAAUCAUUGGAAAAUUAUAAUUGGCUGAACGAACGGUUGAUAUUAACGUUACUUAAUAUUUGUUUUGUUAAAAUUGUUCGUGUUAUAUAGAAGAUCUACAUCUGAAAGAUUUUUUUAUGACUGUGUGAGUGUGUGUGUGUGUGUGUAUAUGAUAGGUGUGUAUAGUGCCUAUGCAUAGUUAAGCAGGAAGACACUUAUUUUUUUGCAAGACAUUACAUGCAAACUACAGGAAAGGUGUGCAUUAAAAAUUGAAGAGAAAUGGAGAUAGACGAAUGUUCUGCCGGUGGAGAUAGCGGAGCAGAGGAGGAUGAAGAAGAAGCUUCAACGCAUGACUCCAGAACUGACAGUAGCAGUAGCAGUAUGAGCGGUAGUAGUACAACGGACAGCGAACAGGAUAGCGCGGAAGAACGUGCUACAAGCAGUAGUGAGAGCCAUAGUUCUGCAGAGGAAGACGAGGACGAGAACGAAAAUGCAGAUUACAUGGUAAACAUCGAGAGCCCUCAUGCCGUGAGAUGGGAAACUUGUGUUGCUGCUAAUGUUAAAAUAAAACUACCACAAGAUCUUUGCGAACAUUUUAGUAUCUUCAAGGAGAUGCUAGAUUUUCCACGCUUUUGGAAUGAAUGGCUCACUGAAAGUCAACGAGAAACAUUAUACAAUCUUUUACCUACUUUUCCAAAAGACUCCAAUGUAGAAGCACAAAUGGAGAAGUCGCUGCAAAUGUUAUUCAAUAGAGAAAAUGAUAGAUUUGGCGUAACAGCAUUGGACAAGUUUUACAACCAUCUUUCCUCGGGUUACUAUCGUCCCGACAUUAAAAGAAUACGUAGUUUGGUUCGCAAGGCGCAAAAAAGAAGAUCCUUGUUUGAGGAACGGAAACGGUCAUACGAAUUGGCAAAUCAAUUGCUAAAAUCACGGGAAAGCUUAUUGUCGAAUGCGUACAGACAAGGUUUCAAUCAACCAGUGAACCGCACAGUGUCUAAGCUUCACUGGCGCAAAUCACAGCCAAUUAUGGUUGAAGAGAAGACUCAGUUGCGUUACUUGGAAGAACUGAAUGCAGUUCGGGCAGAGCUUAGGACCAGCACGAGAUUGUCUGCCGACAUGACGUCUGAAAACGAGGAAAACUAUCCAUUUUAUCAGAUGACUGGAGCUAAACAAAAGAGGAAACGACGUUUUACCAUGAGUCUUCAGGGACUGUUAGUUAAAGGUCUACAGCUAAAUCAUGAAGAUGAUACGAUUCGACCUGUAUUUUCCACCCUACAGCGAAUGGAAUAUGCUUCUAGUAGACCAUUGUUCGUACGCGAACAAACGGAGGAAACCUACCGCGCUAUGUUAAUAGCGCAUAAGAAACGACGGGCCCGUUGUGAUCUUCAUCCGGAACUGAAUACUCAGGGAAUCGCGCUUGCCGAUCUCGCGCAAAGAUCGCAAAUUGGUCAAAAGCAGAGACUCACGAUUGGUAAUUCUAUGAAGGUUACAUCUGCAAAGAAAAAAAUUAAAUUGGAACAGAAUUUGUUGUGUCCGCCCGCACCGAAACUGAUGAACUCCAAUUCUGUGAAACCCGAAAGCGACAAUAGUGAUUAUUCUCAUACAACGGAUGACAAUCGACAAUCUAACGUCAUGGAAAUGGAUUAUAGAAUAACACCUGUCAAAUCGGAACCUACUGAGACGUAUGAUUUGCAUCAAGUAGCUAAAAAGAAAAUAAGUCCAGUAACUCAAAAGGCUAAUAAACCACCAGUAAUAACCAGUAUAGCAGAGAUAAAGAAGGAAAUCGAAGAUAUAGAAUAUGACAAAGUUAAGACCGAGUUAAGUUUGGAUGUUAACGAAGAUAUAUUGGCCGAGACUGAGGAAGAGGAAGAAAAUGAAUCGAAGAAAGAACUUGAUUUAGACAGUAUUGACAUGAUGCAGUUACCAAUCCAACUUGAUGAUGGAAUCGAUAUACUCGAUGAUGUUAAGUGUGAAGACGAGAGAGUUAUAUCGAUACCUGACACAAAGAUGAUUGUACCGUCCAAUGAAGGUAUAGACAUUAACAACGGGGCAGAAUUGAUGCAGGAAACUCAUACAUGCUUCUUCUCUCUGCUGCGGGAUGCUUUUACCUCAAAGGGGGAAUAUCGAAUGAGCGCGGUGGAAAUGAAGGAAGCAAUAACGCAGUGGCAAGGCAAUCCUAUUUCACCUUUAAACGAUUGGUAUUCUUUGGUACCUUCGUGGCCUACCUUAGUGUCAUUAGCUCUAGGAUUUCUCGCGGGCGAAUUGACGUAUUCUCAAGACUUGGAUCAACGGCAAGAACGAGAUCAAGAACUCGUGCCCUAUCUAGAAAAUAAAGGUCACGGAGUAUAUGCAUGGAUUGGAGCUGGAAGAGACUCGGAUGCUCGAUUGCAGGAUUUAUGUACAAAAUUCCUUAUGUAUAAAGAUAUGUUGACACUGCCAAAUACUCCGCUUACCAACACUGCGACAACCACAAAGUCGCAACAGUCUCAACUUACUUCAAGCAGUAAUAGUUUGAGUAACAAUGCGAUUAUUGCUAGCGGAAUCUCGCAAGGUGGUAGAAGCGGAAGUCCCGCGUUGGAACCCACUAAUGUGGAUGCUAGUGCCGCUGGAACCGACUGGGAACCACCACGUCCAUUGUUUCCCACAGAAUGGAAAGUUCGCUCGUCCACAGAAGACGAACGCGAGGAGUUCCGAAGGCAGGAACGUAUGCGUUACGCUGCGCCUCAUAAGGCAUUUACUUAUCGCAUGCACGGUUACGCAUCCGUAGUUGGUCCUGUCAAAGGGAUUUACCAGCAUAACGUUGCUUCAGGGCAAACUAAAGCACGAGGACAUUCGCUGCUGGUGCCAGAUCGUCCGAACUUUGUGACAAUUUUAGCAUUAGUCAGAGAUGCUACCGCCCGACUUCCUAACGGAGAAGGGACUCGAGCCGACAUUUGUCAAUUACUGAAGGACUCACAGUAUAUCAUAGAACAAGAUAGUGACGAGAAGGAAGGUUAUCUUCAUUCAGUAGUAUCAGGCGCGCUUGAUAGAUUACAUUACGAGACAGAUCCCUGCGUUAGAUAUUAUCCUCGUCGCAAGGAAUGGCUUUAUCUUCAUCGAGGCCGAUCCGAAUCAGAAUUUGAAAUGGUUCAUCAACAAUUACAAGGUAUCGCAAAGAAUAAGAAAAGCGUCGGUAGUACAUCGCGAAGUAAAGUGGUACAACCAAUUCUUAAAUCAUCCAAUAUAAAUAAAGAGCAAUCUUCGAGUACUAAAGAAGUUAUUCUUAAAAAGGAAAGACGAGUGACAGCUAUAUCUACGCAACCUGUUAUUCCCAAGAAAGAACAGCGUAAAACUGAGGAGAAAAUUGUUCCCGACCAUCCUACCCUCCCCGAACAUUCCGUUAAUACUAAUGUAGAAAUGGGAGUGAGUACAAUAACGUCAACCAUUUCUACAGUUGAAACUCCCGCUUCGGUUACAUCAAUCGUGACUUCGGCCACGAUCACAAAUGUUGUGAACACAGAACGGGAUAAUACAAUUGCAGACACGAAAUCACAACUUACUCCGAUAACGAUGGUGAAGAAGACGUCUACCGUCGGAGGAAAACCAAUCGCCGUACUCAAGACGAAUGCCACACAGAGUCUACUGCAAUCGAAUCAACACAAUUUCCCACAUCAUCAAAUUCAAGUAUCGACGUCGGCCGGCCUGCAGACCAUUCGUUUGUCCGGACAUUCUGUGUUACAGUCUGCGCAGCAAACCACUUCGACUAGUAACAAUUCUAACGUAGUAAAUGGAACUACGACAAAUUUAACGAUAUUACCAUCUACAAAAGCACAAAAUCAGCAACAAUCAACUAUAGUAACGAAUCAAGCUGGAAAGAGUAUUUUACAAACUGCUAAUAUAAAGCAACAGCAAUCACAGCAGCAACAACAACAACAACAACAGCAGCAACACGUAUUACCAGGCAAAACUCUUUUAGCAUCGCAGAUUAAAUUAGUUAGCUCGAGUCAAAUUAAAUCAUUACUCACGAGCCAUGGUCUUCAAGGUCAAACUAUAUUUAUUAAACAGUCUUCACCAUCAAAUAAUCAAUCACAGCAACAGCAACAACAGCAGCAGCAGCAGCAACAGCAAUUAAAGCAACAACAACUUCAGCAACAACGGAUCACAGCUAAUCAGCAACAGUCUAUACAACAAACUUCUGGAAUGCAACGCAUAAUUGCGCAAAUCGGAGGUAAGCCGAUCGCCGUGCAAAUACAACAGUCGCCUCAUCAUCAGCAACAACAGCAACAGCAGAAGAUACUUGCGAAAGUAUUGACAAAUAGUGGUGGAGGACAGAUCAUUUCUGUGGAAAGUUUACUGGCGCAGAAAGGAUUGAAAUUAGCUACUACCACCGGUCACACUAAUCAACUCAGUAGACAAGGCAAACAGGUCAUACAGGCUCAAUACCAGGUGGUGCCGCAGGCACAGACGUCUUCUAGUCAGUCAAAGAUAAUAGCAGUCAGCACGCAACAUCAGCAAUCUCAGCCGCAACAGGCUCAAACCGUCCGAAUGGUUACCGCUCAACUCGCGGGAAAACCCAUUGUAUUAGCGAGCAGUAACAAGAAUGUCGGAGUCGCGGUGAGCACCAGUGGCGGGAACGUAGUGUUAGGCAAGCAGCCAGCUUCUCAACAACAGCAGCAGCAGCAACAGACGCAGCAACCGAUUAUUCUGCCGAGUCAACUACUCAACAUCAAGACGUUGCAUGGGCUCAAGGUGAUACCAACACCAAGUGGAUUGAAGACCGCCGGUGGUGCCGUAUAUGCGCGAGUUAUCGCGCCUACGACGAUUGCCUCCUCCACACAGGCCACGUCGAAUCAACAGCAAACCCUUCAAACGCAAUCGCCGAGGAAUGUCACUUCGUAUGGCACACCUUGACAAAAUUGAUAUUGUUUACACGUCUUCAUAUUUAAUUUGUUUAAUUCCUUAGUUUUCCCGACUUGUUUAUACGUUACGCGUAUUGUUAAUGGAAAUCUUUAAAACGAUACGCGCACACAUACUUAUGCGCGCAUACGUAUGUGUACAAGAUAACUUUGGCUUACUUGUUUUGUAUGUGUACGUGUGUGCGUUUACAUGUAUGUGUGCAAAUAUGUGUAUAAAUUUGUAUUUAUAUUUGUGCACUUAAGACAGAAUUACCAGGUUAGGAGAUUUUUCCACAAAUUUGGAUUUGGUUAUUAUCACAGAGAACUUUUUGGAAGGAUAAAAAAAUUUUGAAAAGAAAAAUGUAAAGAUUAUAAUAUUUUUAUCAUUUAAAUCCUCGUGACGAUAACAAUUGACAAAACUCAAAUUUAGGAAAAAAUCUCAAAUUCCAGGCAACUGACUCUGGGUUGAGUAAAGCUCGCUUAAUUUAUUUUUCUAUAAAUUUUACUUAAUAGUUUCAAAAAUGGUGGUUUUUAAAAAAUAAAAUAAUUUAAGUGCGUCUUAUUCAGUUCAGGUACCUUAAAUAGAAAAUACACGUAUCACGAAACAAGUCUUGUAUAAGAAAAUAUAUACGUGACUACACUUCACUUAAUUUAAUAACGAUAUGUAAUGUCUUCAUAACGAACAAAAUGGAAAAAAUGCAUAUUAAAAUUACAUACAAGUUAAAAUUAAUA